Molecule: messenger RNA, 1444 nt
Organism: Cryptomeria japonica (Japanese cedar)
Lineage: Eukaryota; Viridiplantae; Streptophyta; Pinopsida; Cupressales; Cupressaceae
Exons: 9
Coding region: 70-777 (235 amino acids)
Source: RefSeq, a predicted model, not a curated record
CAAAAUGGGGAGUAUAAAUGGCUAUUUUGCUCCCAACAUGGGCAUAGGCAAGGAAGUGAAGGUGAAUUAAUGGCUACUUCAAUUGCAGCUGCAAUAGCAACAGGAAUAGGAAUGACAGCGACCUUCUGUAAGCCUCGUUUAACAAUAUCCAAUACUUGUCUUGGUCCUCUUCCGCGGGGGAGGGAGAAGGGGAUUCGGAAAAGCACGAGGAGCCGGCUAUCCUCCAAUUUCUUGGACAUGGCUCAGGGGAAAAAUAAGGGCUACCUUAUGGUCACCUGUGAAUCAACUGUUAGUACAGCAGCUCCAACAGAAUGGACACAGAAGACCUUUUCACUUCCUCCAUUUGGAAGGGGUUGCCAUAUGAUAACCCAGUAUAUAUAUCAGGCAGUUCCAGAAAUUAGUCAGUUUGAAGUUGGUCUCGCAAACUUGUUCAGUUUUCUUGUUACAUGUUUCUCAGUAAUGCACACUUCUGCAAGCUUGACUAUAAAUGAGAAUGCAAGUAGCGAUGUUCCGCUUGACAUGGAAGAUACCUUGAACCGGAUUGUUCCAGAGGGAAACCAUUAUCGCCAUUUGGAUGAAGGGUAUGACGACAUGCCUGCUCAUGUAAAGGCAUCAAUGAUGGGAUGUUCACUGGUUAUUCCUGUGAGAGCAGGAAGGUUCCAUCUGGGUAUUUGGCAGGGGAUAUGGUUGAACGAGCACCGAAACUAUGGUGGUCCAAGGAGGAUCUGUAUUACUUUGCAAGGAACAAGAAGGGCAGAUGGAAGGAAAUAUGCAUAAGGAAAAUUUAUUUAGUGUGGAAUCGUCUACAAAUUAUAUUUCUUAAAUGCUGGCCAACAGACUUUCAAAUUUAACUACACGAGAUUCAUUGUCUGAAAGCAAUUUGUUUGGCACAGGAAGUAUGCAUGAGAAAAUUCCAUUCUGGAAUCAUCUGCAAAUUCUUUUUCUUAAAUGUUGGCCAACAAACUUAAAAAUUUAUAUGAUUUACCAACUUGACAAAAUAGAAAUAGGGAAAUUUCAUAUCUACUGACUUUAAGUUACCUAGUAUUACCAUAAGUGUAGUAGUUUGGGACUUCAUGCUACCUAGUUUUAAGAACCACUUUUAAAUGUGUAUAUAAAUGGGGUUUAUCCAUAUGAACACAUAUUCUGUCAUUUCAUAUUUGUCUGAUCUCUGAACUUUCGACCCAUUGAAACAUAAUUUCAUCUUCCACAGGGUCCCAAUUUUAGGUACAAGGAAAAGGAGCGGGGAACAUGGGAAUCCGAAUAUAGGAUGUCCAGAAGCAUCCCCAAAAUCUUAGAUAUGAUAUGGGGAUGGGGGCUACAACAAUGGCUACACAUCCCCAUGAAUCAAAUGGUUUAGAUCAAGUUAGCCGAGCAGGUUAUUAUGUUUCCACAGAAUGUUUUUUCUAAUAAAUAAAUUUUUCUUACCAUGGUACUUUCUUGAUUC